Drosophila subobscura is the source of this 881-nucleotide messenger RNA. RefSeq lists its product as uncharacterized. The transcript has a single exon. The record is from RefSeq and is a predicted model, not a curated record. NCBI's taxonomy places the organism in Eukaryota, Metazoa, Arthropoda, Insecta, Diptera, Drosophilidae. The coding region runs from base 146 to 859 and encodes 237 amino acids.
AAAUUGUUGUCUUCCAUAGCACUACACAAAACUUUUGUACAAAUUCUUAAAUUCCCUUUUGCUGUUGUUCAACAAAAUUUUUGUAGAAAUUCUCACAAAAUUGUUCAUUGGUACUCGAAAAAAAUUAAAAGUGCAACUUUCCAAAAUGCCUUCCCUUCUGAAAACCCUUCCCGCGAUGUGCUCCUCGCUGAGACCGGCCCUCGGCCAGUGCCUCCGAUCGUACAGUGUCGAAUCGUCGCUGCACAGUGCGGUGAUUAAUCGAGCAAUGUUGAACUUGGGCGCCGGCACCAGGCAGUGGCCCCUGCGGGAGGACUGGUUUGCAGCCCGGCAACUAAUGCUGCAGAAACAGAAUCAGAAUCCGAACCUGCACCGCAGCCAGAGUCGCUGCUGGAGCAACAGCAGCAGGAGGAUGGGCCAGGCCACGCGCCGGCGUCGUCGGCAGUUUGGCGUCUCCCAGGAUCUGCCGGCGAAUGCCGUUGCCGAAAUGGACACAGAGGUACGAAGUGAUGCGCACAAGGGCACACAGGAGUAUAGUCACCAGGAGCAAGGGCGAAGAGCACACGACUUGGUAGGGCAGAACUACGAAAUGGAGGCCCCCUAUGAUGAUCAGCGAGUCGGCACCGUCCGUGAGGUUAUCUUUGGCCAUCAACAAGACGACCACGAGGAUGAGGAUGAGCUCGAACGCAGGCGGUACAGCGAGGAGCUGCGGCGACGUGUGUCUGCUCAAAAACUCGAAUACAGCACACCGCAAAAGGAAAUCUCCCGCAAGGUCAUCUGCCCCUAUCCAUCCUACAUGUCGCAUCGCAGUCGCUGGGCAGAGUUCCGGCAUGCCAUGAUCUAUGGGCGACCGAGCUUCUAGACACAUUUCGAGCGAACUUAAC